AGAUGUCCUUGCACUGCCGAUCUUCAAGCAGGAAGAACCGCAGCUGUCUCCUGAGAACGAUGCCAAGCUGCCCCCCUUUCAGUAUGUCCUCUGCACAGCCACGUCACCUGCUGUGAAGCUGCACGAAGAAACCCUGACCUACCUCAACCAAGGUCAGUCUUAUGAAAUCCGUCUACUUGAGAAUAGGAAAUUGGGAGAGUUUCAAGAUUUAAACACAAAAUAUGUAAAGAGCAUAAUUCGUGUAGUUUUCCAUGAUCGACGCCUGCAGUACACAGAGCAUCAGCAGCUUGAGGGCUGGAGGUGGAGUCGGCCUGGGGACCGCAUCCUUGAUAUAGAUAUUCCGCUGUCAGUUGGUAUCUUGGAUCCCAGGGCCAGCCCAACCCAGUUGAACACUGUUGAAUUUCUGUGGGAUCCAUCAAAGAGAGCCUCAGCAUUCAUUCAGGUACAUUGCAUCAGCACAGAAUUUACCCCACGGAAACAUGGAGGAGAGAAAGGUGUGCCCUUCCGGGUGCAGAUUGACACCUUUAAGCAGAAUGAAAAUGGUGAAUACACAGAACAUUUGCAUUCUGCAAGCUGCCAGAUCAAAGUGUUCAAGCCUAAAGGAGCAGACAGAAAACAGAAGACUGACAGGGAAAAAAUGGAGAAGAAGACCACCCAAGAGAAGGAGAAGUAUCAGCCUUCCUAUGAGACUACUAUUCUCACAGAGUGCUCUCCCUGGCCAGAUGUGCCUUAUCAAAUGAACAAUGCUCCAUCUCCAAGCUACAACAGUUCUCCCAACAGCUUCAACCUUGGAGAUGGCAACAGUUCUCCAACCCACCAAGUGGAGCUCCUGCCUCCCAGCAAUGAUCAUCUCCUUCCUUCUGCUUCUAUUCAAGAUGCCCAGCAGUGGCUUCAUCGUAAUAGGUUCUCUCCAUUCUGUAGACUCUUCUCAAGUUUUUCGGGUGCUGACUUACUGAAGAUGUCCAAAGAAGAUUUUGUUCAAAUCUGUGGGCCUGCUGAUGGAAUUCGGCUUUUUAAUGCAAUCAAAGGAAGAAAUGUAAGGCCCAAGAUGACAAUUUAUGUCUGUCAAGAACCAGAGCAAAACAGGUCCCAUCUCCACCAAAAACGAGAAAAUGGAGAUGGCAGUCUUUGUGUAUAUCAUGCAAUCUUCUUGGAAGAAUUGACCACAUUGGAAUUAAUCGAGAAGAUUGCCAACUUGUACAGCAUUUCUCCACAGCAGAUAAAUCGAAUCUAUCGUCAGGGACCCACAGGGAUCCAUGUAUUAGUGAGCAAUGAGAUGGUGCAAAACUUCCAAGAUGAAUCUUGUUUUGUUAUCAGCACAUUAAAAGCUGAAAGCAAUGAUGGCUACCACAUCAUUUUAAAAUGA
Molecule: messenger RNA, 1366 nt
Organism: Antrostomus carolinensis (chuck-will's-widow)
Lineage: Eukaryota; Metazoa; Chordata; Aves; Caprimulgiformes; Caprimulgidae
Product: transcription factor CP2-like protein 1
Exons: 14
Biological process (GO): regulation of transcription by RNA polymerase II
Cellular component (GO): nucleus
Molecular function (GO): RNA polymerase II cis-regulatory region sequence-specific DNA binding; DNA-binding transcription activator activity, RNA polymerase II-specific
Source: RefSeq, a predicted model, not a curated record